Messenger RNA from Ceratosolen solmsi marchali, 2941 nucleotides. RefSeq names its product vacuolar protein sorting 52 (gene Vps52). Gene Ontology annotation, molecular function: syntaxin binding. The transcript has 9 exons. Gene Ontology annotation, cellular component: GARP complex. The record is from RefSeq and is a predicted model, not a curated record. Gene Ontology annotation, biological process: lysosomal transport; retrograde transport, endosome to Golgi; endocytic recycling. Lineage: Eukaryota; Metazoa; Arthropoda; Insecta; Hymenoptera; Agaonidae. The coding region runs from base 833 to 2833 and encodes 666 amino acids.
CGUUGCCAGACGAUCAUCGGCGGAGUUUCUUCAGGGGAUUUAAGACCCGAAUACGGGCACGGACACGACUACAUAAACUCGCGCGUAGCAAUCGUCAGCGUUGUUUUCGCCCUCCACUUUCAUGCCCAUUAUCAUCAAUCUUUACUACGAGCGUAAAGCCCUAUUUACCUUCUACGCCCUAGUAUUAUUAUAUUUCAUAUAUAAUAUGUAAAGCUGCUGCGUUAUAAGACAAGACACUUGGUGGCGUUCGAAUUAUGCGCAUACAAAUUAAUAUUCACACACAACAAACAAAAUGUACUAAUGCACGAACGUUGCUAAACUUACUCUACGUACGUAUUAUCAUUCGGGCAACAACUGAAAAAUUAUUUACCGACCAAAUCGUGGACCUCCCGCUCGCGGGCUUCCUAUCGACGAGCUCAACUUCACUUUUUAUUAUUUGGCUGUGAGUGCAAGACUCGGAGUACGGCGGUCUCGCAUAUUAAUAAAUAUUCGGAAAGUUUAGUUUGCCUCAUAGGACCGCCGAGCCUAGUAGCAAGUGGUUUCAACCUAACCUUUCAAUGCACUACUACGGUAUCCGCCGGCUAUCUUUCCAUUUUUCUCUCUCUCACGUUCGUAAAUGUGAAUGUGUAUAGAUGAUAUGACAGAACUACGGAGACUGACACGACUCGCUGCAUGUAAACACUGGCCGAGGUCCGCCUGAGUCGUGAAACGUGGAAGCUCGUCCGAGGUGCAGUUACGGGACUUUCAACCGUUAAUAAUUAAGCGCAUCGAUGAGGAAGCUUUAGUUUAGGCUUAAUACGCUAUCGACGUUUAUGAAUAGAGAAUUUGAAAAAUGUCUUCGGAAAGCGACGUUCUUGACGAUGAGGCUAAAUUGCCUCAAGAUCUCGAAGAUGAUCUGGUGCAAGAGGUUUUGAAGACUGGGACGGAUUUACGACAGUAUUCCACGCAAAUUGAAAAGGAGCUUCUUGACGUUGAGAACAAAUCCAUACAAGAUUACAUAAAAGAGAGCGAAAAUAUCGCCAGCCUCCACAAUCAAAUCACAGCAUGCGAUAAUAUUUUAGAGCAAAUGGAAUCGAUGUUGUUGGGCUUUCAGUCCGAUCUUGGGAGUAUAAGCGAAGAAAUUCUUUAUCUUCAACGAAAGUCCAUAACUAUGAGUCAACAAUUAACCAAUCGGCAAGUUAUUCGAGGGCCUCUCAGCCAAUUCAUCGAGGAUAUGACUGUCUCUGAGACUCUCAUAGUGGGAAUAAUGGAUAGUCCUGUUACUGAAAAGGAAUUUGUGGCAAAUCUAGAGACUCUUAAUCAUAAAAUUAAUUUUGUGAAAGAGCAAAACUUUAAAAAAGCAAAAUCUUGCCACGACGUGCAGGAUAUUUUAGAAAAAUUAAAAGUCAAAGCAAUGACAAAAAUCAGAUCUUAUUUAUUAGAGCAAAUAUAUAAAUUCAGAAAGCCAAUGACUAAUUUUCAAGUGCCUCAAAAUAAUAUGUUAAAAUAUAAGUUAUUCUUUGAAUUUAUUCUUAAUAACGAAAGAAACAUAGCUGAAGAAAUUUGUGGAGAGUACAUAGAUACGAUGAGUAAAAUUUAUUUUUCCUAUUUUAAAUCUUAUUCAUCGAGGCUAAAAAAGCUGCAAUUUGAUGAAAAUCCUUCGAAAGAUGAUUUAAUGGGAGUAGAAGAUACGGCAAGUAGAGGACUGUUUCACAAAUCUCAUUUAAAACAUAGAGGAACUGUAUUUUCUAUUGGUGCUAGAGGUGAAGUUUUGUCAUCUCAAAUCGAAGCUCCCAUAAUUGUACCUCAUACUGCUUCAAAAACUAAAUAUCAUUACGAAGCUCUCUUUAGAAGCGAACAAUAUGCUUUAAUCGAUAAUGGAUGUCGCGAAUAUUUAUUCCUAUCUGAAUUUUUCAAAGUAAGAGGAAUACAAGCAUUAGAGAUUUUUAAUCAAGUUAUGGGUAAAACAUUGAGUUUGCUAUUGAAAAGUUUACAAUCAUUUGUCGAUGAUUCGUACGAUGCUAUAGCUUUAUUUUUAUGCUUACAUCUUGUAAUGAGAUAUCAAUUGAUGUGUCACAAAAGGGCUGUACCGGCACUUGAUAAGUAUUGGGAUAAUAUGACAGCAAUAAUUUGGCCACGGUUUGAAAAUAUAUUUCGACUAAAUAUUCAAAGUAUUAAGGACUGUGAUCCAAUGAAAUUUACCAGAGAAACAGGACCUCAUUAUAUAACUAGAAGAUAUGCUGAAUUCAGUGCUGCUAUGAUAGGAGUUGGAGAAGGUUUCCCUUGUGAAGGAGCCACCCAACUUUUAGCCGAAUUAAGAGAAGCUGUUCAAUGUUUUCUUCUCAGAAUGGCUGCUGUUUUUCCACAAAGAACUCAACAGCUAGUAUUCCUUAUAAAUAAUUACGAUCUUGUCCUUGGAGUUCUUAUGGAAAGAACUAGGGACAAUUCGAAAGAAGCAGAAAGUUUUCGCGAACAAUUGAAUGCAAGAUCAGCUGAAUAUGUUGAAGAAAUUUUAAGUCCACAUUUUGGUGGAAUCAUUCAAUUGGUAAAGGAAUCGGAGGUUUUGAUAGAAAAGGGUCAACUCGAAGAUUUAAAAAGACAAGAGGGCAAGGCCUUAGGAUUAGUGCAAUCAUUUACAAAUAACUGGAAACGGGCAUUAGAAGAAAUUAAUCGUGAAGUUGUAAAAUCAUUUCCGAGUCUCCUCCUUGGUACUUCAUUAGUCCAAAGAGCUAUGACUCAACUUGUUCAAUACUAUCACAGAUUUCAUAAAAUUUUACCUGCCAAUGUACGACCACAAUUAACUAAUAUUCAUCAUAUUAUGGUCGAGAUUAAGAAAUACAAAACAAAUUAUUAAAUUUUUUAUAAAAAUAUUCCUUUCCAACUACAAUUUGUACAUAGGUUAAUUUUAAAUAAUUUUCAAAAUUAUUGUUACAUUAAUUAGAAUAAAUUAGUUUAUAUUAAC